AUGUCACAUGAAUCUGUCUGGUAUUCGCGCCCACGAACCUACGGAAAGGCUUCUAUUGGCUGUGUUGUCACCGGUGACAAGAAGAAGUCUGGUAUCAUCCGCAAGUAUGGACUCAACAUGAGUCGUCAGGCUUUCCGCGAGAAGGCGCAGGAUAUUGGUUUUGUCAAGUACUGCUGA
Alternaria burnsii is the source of this 177-nucleotide messenger RNA. RefSeq names its product ribosomal protein s14. Bases 1 to 177 code for a protein of 58 amino acids. Gene Ontology annotation, biological process: translation. The record is from RefSeq and is a predicted model, not a curated record. Lineage: Eukaryota; Fungi; Ascomycota; Dothideomycetes; Pleosporales; Pleosporaceae. Gene Ontology annotation, cellular component: cytosolic small ribosomal subunit; ribosome. Gene Ontology annotation, molecular function: structural constituent of ribosome; zinc ion binding. The transcript is spliced from 3 exons.